CGUUCCACCGACACAUUCGCCACUCGGUCGCUGUAGUAACGCGUGGGGAGCGGAGGCAGCCGGCUACGGAUCAUUUUCGACGGAUAAUUAGAACAACUUCCCACACGCUUCACUUUGGCGUCUGAAGUCAUGACAGAUUACUAUUUUUGUUACCCCCCAGGUGGUGUUUGGAAUUUAUGCCUACUAGGGAUAAAUACAAACUAGAAAGAACUUUUUUUUAAAGCAUUUUUUUCUAUGUGGGAAAGAAAGAAAAAAAAAAACAAGCUUUGUCAAGUUGUGGUAGCGUUCGGCGAUUGUUCCACUUGGAAGCCGGUGUUGGUGACGCGUAGGCGGACACCAGAGAAGCAGCUACUCGCUGGCCACCUGACCCUGUGGAAAAUAAAACGGCGACACUAAGCACCGUGGGGGCGAACUUUCAGCAAGGUUGUUGCUUGUUUACUUCGUCCUUUGCCCCGGAAAGAGCUGCUUUAUCGCUGGGCUCUCCUUCGGACUCGCUUGCCAUCUCUCGUGGAUUUUAGCGGACAAAGUUCUCGCGUCCACGAUGCAUAACACCGGCGUAAUCCCGAGGCUGGAGCCCGUAACAGCCGCGCUCUAACGUGCACCCAGCGUGGCGCCGCCGUCGGGAUGAGCACCACCGACCUGGAGCGCGUGUCGCUCAGCUCGUCGGCCAACUCGGUGGCCUCGAGUGCGCGAACGCUGUCGGUCAAUGUGAAAAAGCUUCACAACGCGCUCAACCUGCUGCUGAACGACUUUGAAAGGGAGCAGUUCAUCCACUGCCUCAAUGUCUACCACUCCAAGCGCAACGUGUACGACUUGGUGCAGACCCUCAACGUCAUCCUCAACGCGCCCAGCAAGCGACAACUUCUCCCCAUGCUUCGGCUUGUUAUCCCCCGGUCUGACCAGCUCCUUUUCGAGCAGUACACGUCGGAGGGCCUCUAUCUGAAAUCGGAUUUAGUUGCAAGCAACGGUACGGCCGAGUCCCCGUCGGGCCCGACCCCCCCUGCGCACUACUCCCAGGAUAACCCGUCCGAGUUCCAGGUGGCGCUGCGCGGCUCCCCGGAUAGCUUCAGCACCAGCAGCGACGGGACAGCUCCACUAGUACCGCUACUCGGCAGGAACUUUAUCCACGAGCCUCCGGGCGAGCUGCGGCAGGUCACCAUGAAGCGGCACAAGAGUAACGAAGGCCUGGGUUUCAGUAUCCGUGGUGGAUCUGAGCACGGAGUGGGUAUCUACGUGUCUCUUGUGGAACCAGGAAGCUUGGCGGAGAAGGAAGGUCUCCGGAUUGGGGAUCAAAUCAUGAAAGUCAACGAUAAAGUCUUUGACAAAGUGUCUCAUGCUGAAGCUGUUAAGGUGCUGAAGGGCAACAAAAAACUUAAUCUCUCUGUACGGUCAGUGGGGAGGAUUCCUGGCGGCUAUGUAACCAACCAUGUUUAUACAUGGGUUGACCCUCUGGGCCAUAGUGUUUCACCUCCUCCUGACCUGCCUGAACAUCACAGUGCCACCCUCAGAAGAAGUGACAGUCAGCGAAGAAGCAACAUGCAACUCCUGCAGGAGGGAGAUGAGAAGAAGGUCAACUUAGUUUUGGAUGAUGGCCGAUCUCUUGGCUUGAUGAUCCGAGGGGGAGCAGAAUACGCUUUGGGUAUUUACAUCACUGGAGUGGAUCAUGGAUCAGCAGCAGAGUGUGGAGGGCUCAAGUCUUUGCCCAGCCCACCCUUGCAGUCCUGCCCCUCCACCACUCCUUUCUGUUCCUUGCCCUCCUCACAGGUCGGGGAUCAAAUCCUGGAAGUUAAUGGCCGCAGUUUCCUGAACAUCCCGCACGAUGAGGCUGUCAGAGUACUCAAGUCGUCGCGCCACCUGAUGAUGACGGUGAAGGAUGUAGGCCGCCUGCCUCAUGCUAGGACAGUAGUUGGUGAGACCAAAUGGAUUGCUAGCUCCCAGAUCGCAGAGAGCUCUGCAAACAACAGCUUGGCGGGAUACUCUGUGGAACAGGGAGCCUCCGCUGCUGGAAAGUCUGGUUUUUACAAGGGCGUGGCCGGGUCACAGGUGACCUUGUCCAGCCUGGUAAACCAAUCCAGAGCGAUGCUAGAAGAGCAAGCGCGGCACCUUCUGACUGAGUCGGAGCGGCAAACUAUGGGCUACUACUUGGAAGAGUACCGGGAUGGUCACAUUGGAGUUGAGGAGUUAGUCAUGGCGCUGUUCGAGCUGCUCAACACGCAUGCAAAGUUUUCUCUACUGUCAGAAGUACGAGGUCUGGUCACCCCACAGGACCUGGAACGUUUUGAUGGACUGGUCUUACGCCGGGAAAUCCAGGCUCUCAAAGCAAGACAGGGCACAGCGGGCGGUCCCACACUCCAACCGGACACUUUAUCCAUGGUGUCGUACCCUGACACUCUGACUUCAUCGACAGCCAGCUUCAUGACUAACACCACUCUUAGCUCCGCCCGGAAUGACAGCGUGGUGGAUACUAAUCAGCAGGAUCCCUUGGAAAGUCUGAACACACUGCUAGCUGACAUCUCUCUGGAUGACGUACAGUCCACCACAGCAGACUCUCCCCCCUCCUUCAAACCUCCACCCCCAUUAGGGGUGCAGAGGCGCAAGAGUAGAAGAGACCAGCUCAUCAAAUGUCCCUCAUCCGAAUCCGCACACUCGGACAUGCACCUCACAGCUCCCGCUCGCCCUAACCACUACAAAAAGCCAGGUCGCACCUCCUCAUCACCAUCACUACAUCACAAACAAGAUCCUCCCACGCUGCCUUCCAGAGACUAUGCGGCAAUCCGAAAGACAGAACUCUUGGCACCUUCCAAGAGAGAACAUAAAGCAGCCAGUCAUUUGUCCAAGGCAGUCCAACAGAGUAUUGGCCCUUUUCCACGCGUUCAGUCCCCAAGUCGGGGAGCCAAACCGGCUGACGCAUUACUGCCACCUCCGCCCCCACUUCCCGCCCCUCCUCCACCUCCUUCUCUUCCUUUUAAACCAGCUACAUUGUCCAAAGUCUCAUCCCCCGGCUCUAAGCAACAGUUUGUCACGGUGGAGGUUCACAGGCCCAACGGGGAGCCAGACGUCAAUGAGGUGCGGCCACUGCCACAAGCUAGAGGUGGCGCCCUGUCUCAGCUGUCAGACAGUGGUCAAACCCUCAGUGAGGACAGCGGUGUGGACAUAGCUGAGUCAGGACACAUCAACAAAGACAGCAGCUCCCAUUCCUCAUGCACACGACACCCUCAAGACACCCAGGGGGGUGGGGGGGACAACCCCACCAAACCGCCUGGUCUGUUGGACCCCACUUCCACGCUAGUGAGGGUGGCAAAGAGCGCAAGUACAUUGGGCAUUGCCAUCGAAGGAGGAGCCAACACUCGACAGCCAUUGCCACGAAUUGUCACGAUACAGCGGGGCGGCUCAGCUCACAAUUGUGGCCAGCUGAAGGUGGGUCAGGUGAUCCUGGAGGUAAACGGGAUUUCCCUGAGGGGCCGUGAGCACAAGGACGCCGCACGCCUCAUCGCCGAGGCCUUCAAGACCAAAGAGAGGGACUAUGUGGACUUUCUGGUGACUGAGUUCAAUGUAGCACUAUAGCUGAGUGGGAGAGGAGGGACAAGCAGGGAUUCAAGGACGAAAGGGGAGGAGGAGAUUUUCAUUUCAAAAUGGCACAACCCUUAAGAGGUGGACUUGAAGGAAAAGCCACCUCAUCUGUUACACAACAUCAAUUCUACCACGGACCUGUUUGCGAUUCUUUUCAACAUGGUACCUCUCCCGCUGUGAGACAUUAUGCACCACGGUAGAAAAUAGCAAGGCCUGUGUAACCUAUAUUUUGCUCUCUUAAUAUUAAAAUGGAUUGGCCUCCAUUUAAAAUCUACUGGAACUUCUUAGUCACCCAGGAUACCAUUUCUUUUAUUUUUAGUGUCCAUUUCUUUUCAUUUUUCCACUAUAGCACCUGGUCCAAAUUGGCUUUCCUAGACUGAAUUUAUAUAUUGUACAUAUGAAUAAAUAUAGAUGUAUAUACUCUAUACUGUACAAAGUUCUCUAUACAAAAUAUGAACUGAUUGAGAGUUCAAUCAACAUAUACACAUAUAAUCAAAAAAUAUUAUGAAUUGGAGCAGCGCACAUUUUUCUGUAUGUUAAUUUCCCCCCUUCCCUGUGAUUUAAAGGGACAGACAACACACUUAUCAUGUGCCUCCCAGUAAAAAGGAUAUUGUUACAUGAAUUGAAACACAUAAUUAUUUUUUUUUCUGGUACAAUAGUGGAGGAAAAAAUCAACAAACGCCACUAUUUCCAGAGAAGAGUUGCUCUUAGUGCACACAGGCAUUUCAUCAUUCCAGCAAUGUUUCCUCUAAUUUUUCAUGUGUCUUAGCAAAAAAGGGCGUAGGUUGGGUCUCAGUAUUGGUAGGGACGAUAUGACAGUAUAACCUACAUGUACACUUUUUGCUGGGGACGGAACAUUAAUAAAACCAAACAGAUUGGGUGAACGAGGGUCAGGGCUACAGUUCUCACCAAUAUGAACCUAAUUAAUUGAUAUGCUAAGUGAUUUUUUUGUGAAACUGAGGCUUUAGUGUAGGUUUUUGGGCUGUGGAAUGAAUUAAUGGAAUUCUAAUGUAUUCUUAUGAAAAAAUCCUGCUCGACAUAUGACCAUUUCGACUUACAAACAAGGUCCCAGAACGAAUUAACUUCGCAUGUCGGGGUACCACUGUACAAUCGUGGUGUCAGUAACUCACCAAUGGGAGCGCCGCGUUGCCGUAUCGAACGCACCAAUAUGAGUGUCGCGCUGACACAUCAUCGUGGCCCUGACAGUAGUCCGAGUGACGCUACAAUACAUUUCUGUUAAAUUUUAUAUUGUGCGCUGCAUAGAUUUUGUUGUGCACUGAGUCGCGCAUGCGCGCAGCUUGCAGUGUACCACAAAAGUGAGUACACCCCUCUCAUUUCUGCAGAUAUUUAAGUAUAUCUUUUCAUGGGACAACACUGACAAAAUGACA
This is a messenger RNA of Corythoichthys intestinalis (scribbled pipefish), 4958 nucleotides long. RefSeq names its product whirlin a (gene whrna). Gene Ontology annotation, cellular component: cilium; stereocilium tip; stereocilia ankle link complex. The record is from RefSeq and is a predicted model, not a curated record. The coding region runs from base 625 to 3564 and encodes 979 amino acids. Lineage: Eukaryota; Metazoa; Chordata; Actinopteri; Syngnathiformes; Syngnathidae. Gene Ontology annotation, molecular function: protein binding. Gene Ontology annotation, biological process: auditory receptor cell stereocilium organization; sensory perception of sound. The transcript is spliced from 12 exons.